Messenger RNA from Psylliodes chrysocephalus, 408 nucleotides. The record is from the annotation of a GenBank genome assembly. Lineage: Eukaryota; Metazoa; Arthropoda; Insecta; Coleoptera; Chrysomelidae.
AUGUUGGCACAGAAUUUUAAAAAGUACUUUCUUUCUGACGACAACUUGAUAGUAAGUUACGAGUGGGUUAGGGAUCCAUUUCGAACUGCUCCUGAAGGUCUUUCAACUGCAGAAGAAGAAAUCUUCAUAGAUUUUACGGCAAGCAACAAAAUCAAAAGAGAAUUUAGUAAUAAAUAUCUCUUUGAAUUUUGGGAGGGAGUGGAUGAUGCCUUUUCGCCACUGAAAACAAGAGAAUUUCGUAUAUCAUUGUCCUACCUUUGCGAAGCCGGAUUUUCUGUGGUGGCUGCUUUAAAGACAAAAUAUAGAUCUCAACUGAAUAUAGACAAAGAACUGAAAGUGGCUAUUUGUAAUAUAAAACGUUCUUUUAAAAAAUUUUGCUGUUCGAGACAGGCCCAAAGGAGUCACUAA